Molecule: messenger RNA, 4972 nt
Organism: Eleginops maclovinus (Patagonian blennie)
Lineage: Eukaryota; Metazoa; Chordata; Actinopteri; Perciformes; Eleginopidae
Gene: gsk3ba
Product: glycogen synthase kinase 3 beta, genome duplicate a
Exons: 11
Coding region: 759-2036 (425 amino acids)
Biological process (GO): insulin receptor signaling pathway; negative regulation of canonical Wnt signaling pathway; protein phosphorylation
Cellular component (GO): nucleus; glutamatergic synapse; cytosol
Molecular function (GO): protein serine/threonine kinase activity; ATP binding; beta-catenin binding
Source: RefSeq, a predicted model, not a curated record
GCAAUCGUGCGCAACGACAAAGACAGCGAGCCGAAACCUAUGGGGAAGGAAUAAAAAAAGAAAUUCAGUAACGUCGCACUCUGUACCUAAGGACCAUCAUUUUCUGAAGAGGUAGCUGCCCCGGAGCCUCGGUGAAGACACCGAAAUUUGACGGCAACGAGGGCGGAUUUUAAAUCGGCGCUGAGCCUUUGAUUUCGUAAAGAGAGACUGUGGCAACUGGCAGAUUUUCCGUUGGACGGUCUAGCGAGGGAGCCGCCAUGGCAGUCGGAUCAUUGAGCCUCCACAUCGGGAUAUGAAGAGGAACUGCAUGUGUCCUGAAUAGUCAAGAAAACGCCGCAUUUCCCUCUGAUCCGCAAGGGAUCAGCUCUCCUAACACCUGAUCUCACCCUUCUUCGUCUUUGUGAAAGUGAUUUUGCAACCAGAAAGAAAUCGCUAUUGGUUUUAAUCGGGGGGCCACAGGGAGAGGCCAGAUUCAUGACUAUUUUAGUCGGAGACGUUUCUUCAGAGGCCCGCUGAGUGAAAAACCUGGAAUAUAAGGAAGAAAUGCUGCUCUAAUUGACUGUAGGUGGGCAAGAAAGGGUAGUUUAUUAGGAGAAACGGACUAAAGUGAAGGAUAAAGGGGUCGCUUUCUGCCUGUCUUCCCUGUGAAUUUCAUUUACGGUCAUCCUUUUUGGAUGAGAAGGACCGGCAAAUCAAUCAGCCCUGCCGUAUAGCCAGUCACAGUCUCCGAGUCGAGAGAGAACCAGAGGGAUUGGAUCAUGUCGGGUCGGCCCAGGACCACAUCCUUCGCGGAGAGCUGCAAACCAGUGCCGCAGCCCUCGGCUUUCGGCAGCAUGAAAGUCAGCAGGGAUAAAGAUGGAAGCAAGGUAACAACAGUUGUCGCCACUCCGGGUCAAGGCCCUGACCGGCCACAGGAGGUGAGCUACACGGACACGAAGGUAAUCGGCAACGGCUCGUUCGGCGUGGUCUACCAGGCCAAACUCUGCGACUCCGGAGAGAUGGUAGCCAUCAAGAAGGUUCUGCAAGACAAGAGGUUUAAGAAUCGGGAGCUGCAGAUCAUGAGGAAGUUGGACCACUGCAACAUAGUCCGCCUGCGCUACUUCUUCUACUCCAGUGGAGACAAGAAAGAUGAAGUGUAUCUGAAUUUGGUUCUGGAUUACGUUCCUGAGACUGUCUACAGAGUGGCCAGACACUACAGCCGAGCCAAACAGACCCUGCCCAUGGUUUAUGUCAAGUUGUACAUGUACCAGCUGUUUAGGAGCCUGGCCUACAUCCAUUCGUUUGGGAUCUGUCAUCGGGACAUCAAGCCCCAAAAUCUGCUGCUAGAUCCAGAGACCGCUGUGCUCAAGCUCUGCGACUUUGGCAGUGCUAAGCAGUUGGUCCGCGGGGAGCCAAAUGUGUCCUACAUCUGUUCUCGCUAUUAUCGAGCACCUGAGCUCAUCUUUGGUGCCACUGACUACACCUCCAGCAUAGAUGUGUGGUCAGCGGGGUGCGUGCUGGCAGAGCUGUUGCUAGGGCAACCAAUCUUCCCUGGUGACAGUGGAGUGGAUCAGUUGGUUGAAAUUAUAAAGGUUCUCGGCACCCCGACUCGAGAGCAGAUCCGUGAGAUGAACCCCAACUACACCGAGUUCAAGUUCCCCCAGAUUAAGGCACAUCCUUGGACUAAGGUGAGUCAACAGGUGUUCCGGCCGCGCACGCCUCCGGAGGCCAUCGCCCUGUGCUCUCGUCUGCUGGAGUACACCCCCACCGCCCGCCUCACCCCUCUAGAGGCUUGCGCACACUCUUUCUUCGACGAGCUGCGCGACCCCAACGUCAAACUACCCAACGGGAGAGAGAAGCCCUCCCUCUUCAAUUUCACCACCCAGGAGUUAUCCAGUAAUCCCUCUCUGGCCUCCAUACUCAUCCCUGCCCACGCCCGCAGCCAGGCCGCAGCCUCCACCCCCACCAACACCUCUGCCACCACAGAUGGCAGCAGCACAGAGCGAGGCCCCAGCACCAACACCGCCUCUGCCUCGGCCUCCAACUCCACCUCCUGAGCCCUCAGACGACCCGCCCUGCCCCGCCCCGGUCUCAGCCCCAGCCCACGGCCUCUCCAUUGCCCCGGCCAGGGGGUGAGCUCCGCUCAGCUCUGCUCUGCACUGCUCUCCUCCCUGACAGCAGCGGAGCGAUGCUGACGCAGUCUGGGUUCAACAGCUAGCCGACAGCCCCAUGCCAAAACCACAAAACCAAGCCUCCCUAAUCCCUGAUCUUUUGUCCCUGACUGGCCCUUCAUCCAGCUGUUUGAACUCUAGUCCAUCCUCCGUCAAAGACGUCUCUCCGUGCCCUUUCAACAGGAAGCAAAGCGCAGGGCCAGAGGUGUUGUCGAAUGUACUCUCGUUAAAGUACACUGUACAUGUAUACACAAUGCUAGCCUGCUAAUGUUUGUAAGAGGACAAUCUGUAGAAAAAGUCCUAAGCUGUUCCCCUUGACCCUCUCUGGCCUUCCCCCUUUGUCCUCCUCAACCUUGUCCCUUUUUUUCUGCAUCCUUUGACCUCUGACCCCGAUGUGUCCCCUGGCCGAUCCCCCUUGGUUCCUCCUGUAGUGCAUGGCCUGAGUAUGGUUAGGAUCUCCCGGGGGUCUCCACACCCUCUCACUUCUGAACUUCACUUCCGCAGACUAGGCAUGAGGCUCACGCACGGGUAUACACACAUACACACUCACAAACACACACACACACAUCCUCACACACACAUGGGUGCAUGAUGAUCCUGAUGUAUGUGGAAAGAAGCAGUCCACUUGCGGGGGUAACGUUUGGACAGGGUUCUUUUUUUUUUUUUGCCCAGGGUUCUUUUUAAAUGGUCAGAAAAGCUGUUUUACGCGACCUUGUUUUAAAUUGUUUUGUACUCCUGGGCAGAUGUUUUUGGAUUGCCAUGUGCGAUGGAUGUGACAUGUAUCUGGUCCUGUGUGCUUGUAUAAUAUAUACAUACAAAACAAACUUGCAUACAUACACAGUUUAUAUAUUACUUUUCCUUAUGUAUAAAAAGUAUAUAUAGAUAUAUGUAUAUUAACUACAAUGGUUCAGAAAUCAUUUAUGGUGAGCUCAUAUCUGGCAGAGCAGUGGCAAUAUUUGCUGCUGCCUAAAGACAAUAGAUUUAGAUGAGGUGGUGUUUUUGUUUUCUUUGCUGGAGUGUUGUUAGAUUCCAGCAGUCUGCCCUGUGUUGUCUGUAUGAAGGCUGUAGAUGGAUUUAGAGCAUUGCUCUAUUCCUUGUCUUUGUACCGACUCUGUCUGUAACAGUGUUCCUGUGACAGUGCAGUUUCUUGACAAACAUCUUCCCCCCCCGUCCUCUUUCUCUGUGAAGAAUUCAAGGUGUUUCUUAUCACUUUUCUUUCUGUGAGAAGUCUCGGCGUCUGUCCCCCUCAGCUCACCUCUGACUUUCUCCUGUUUUGUAACCACUGACUGAAGUGUUAGCCUAGCGUUCUCGCUCCUCCACCCGCCGCACAUAGAGCCCCUCGGUACAGUCUGUCCAAGCGUCUUAUUUACAGAGAAUACUCACUACAUUUAAUAAAAGAAAAGAAAAAAAAGAAAGAAAAAAGCAGAAUUUGUAUAUACAGUAUAAAUGCUCCUCACCAAAAUUCUGACUUGUACGAAUUGUUUGUUUUUUUAUGUUUAUUUUUUUUCCAUGUUGUGUUCAAGGUAUGUAUAUAUGCAGACCCAUGUACUGUUUAUGAGCAAAAACAAAGAUGAAAAAAGGUAGGGAAAUGAAAGAAAAAAAUAUGAAAAAAACAAUCAGGGCAAAACUGAUGUUUAUGGAUAUUGAUGAUGAUGAUGAUGAUGAUCAGCUUUAUCCAGCCAUAUGUUCAAUCUUACCUGUACAGUAGAUGACAGCUGUAUUAUUGUAACAGAACUAGUCAUGUAUAGUGUAACUAUAGUUUGGAGUGCCUUUGCUUUCAUACACCUUCGCCUUGUUUCCCCUCUCACCCGCCUCCCCCUUCCAUCACCCACCCCCUGACUGGGACUCUCCCUUUGGUGCUGUUGAAUGUCCUGCAACACAUGCAUACACACAUAUUGACACAUUCUCCCACCUGAUUUUCAGUCCCCCCUCCACUCGCACCUUUUUCCAUUUUUCAUUGCACACUUAAUGUAAUAUACAGACAUUGUUAAUUAUUGUAAGGAUUAAUUUUCCUUAUAUGAAGAUAUGAGUAGACGAGUGUUUAUUUUAAUAGAUGUUUUAUCUUGGACACACAUGCACGCGCAGCACAAACUUGUAUACCACAGUCCUGGUACAGGCUCCGGGGCAUGAAGUGGGUUUCGGGGAUGGCAGCAGGGGUUGAAAAGGCCUCGUAUACUGUAGAUAGUCAAUACAGUAUCGUUUCUGUGUAACUCACAGUGUUGGUUCCGUUACCAAAGCCAAACUAAGAUGUAGUUGUGAUGAGCCAUCCUCAGAGGCAGUUAUGUAAGUAUUCUGUCUCCUGUUUCCUCUCUGGAUAUUUUUUGUCCUUUUGCUUGUUCUCCUUCCUGUCUGCACACUUCAGUAGCACCUAAGGCAUCGAGUCAUGUAGCCUCUCUCCUGUCUCCUGCUUGCUGUAAUUUCGCAUUCAUGAACGUGUUGCUACCCUCCACAAGAAAGAUUGACCACCUGACCCUACCCCCUAACUCCAGUUCAAUAAAAACACCACAAAGGUUACCAAAAAAAGGUUUAUAUACGAGUAUAAAAUAUUAUACUGGCAUAUACACAAGUUUAAUAUGUUAACUGGGUCUAAAGAAAAGAAGAAUCAAAGAGAAUACCACAACAUCCUGUAUAACAGUACUACUACUUGAAUGCCUCCGUUUGUGACUGAAACUUUUAUUUCAUUUGUUUUGUUUUAUCUUUUGUUCUGUGAAGGUAUGCUAAAUGUGCACCUCUGUAAAUAUCCCUCUGCGUGCUCUGAGGAAUAGUUCCCUGGUACUGUAAUUUGCAUUAAAUAAAGAGUAGGAUAGCCUGGAAAUGAUCAA